Messenger RNA from Cavia porcellus (domestic guinea pig), 3988 nucleotides. RefSeq names its product forkhead box A1 (gene Foxa1). Gene Ontology annotation, biological process: anatomical structure morphogenesis; regulation of transcription by RNA polymerase II; cell differentiation. The coding region runs from base 91 to 1506 and encodes 471 amino acids. The record is from RefSeq and is a predicted model, not a curated record. Gene Ontology annotation, molecular function: protein domain specific binding; transcription factor binding; RNA polymerase II cis-regulatory region sequence-specific DNA binding. Lineage: Eukaryota; Metazoa; Chordata; Mammalia; Rodentia; Caviidae. The transcript is spliced from 2 exons.
CGGCCCUGCUCCCCUCCCCCGUCCCGCGCCCGCGGCCGCCCGUCGCCACGCUCAGGGCUGGAUGGUUGCGGCGGACAAGGUGGCUCCAGGAUGUUAGGGACUGUGAAGAUGGAAGGGCACGAGAGCAGCGACUGGAACAGCUACUACGCGGACACGCAGGAGGCCUACUCCUCCGUCCCGGUCAGCAACAUGAACUCGAGCCUGGGCUCCAUGAACUCCAUGAACACCUACAUGACCAUGAACACCAUGACCACGAGCGGCAACAUGACGCCGGCUUCCUUUAACAUGUCCUACGCCAACCCGGGCCUGGGGGCCGGCCUGAGUCCCGGUGCGGUGGCCGGCAUGCCCGGAGGCUCCGCGGGCGCCAUGAACAGCAUGACGGCGGCGAGCGUGACGGCCAUGGGGACGGCGCUGAGCCCGGGCGGCAUGGGCGCCAUGGGCGCGCAGCCCGGGGCCUCCAUGAACGGCCUGGGCCCCUACGCAGCCAUGAACCCGUGCAUGAGCCCCAUGGCCUACGCGCCGUCCAACCUGGGCCGCAGCCGCGCGGGCGGCGGGGGCGACGCCAAGACCUUCAAGCGCAGCUACCCACACGCCAAGCCGCCCUACUCCUACAUCUCACUCAUCACCAUGGCCAUCCAGCAGGCGCCCAGCAAGAUGCUGACCCUGAGCGAGAUCUACCAGUGGAUCAUGGACCUCUUCCCCUAUUACCGGCAGAACCAGCAGCGCUGGCAGAACUCCAUCCGCCACUCGCUGUCUUUCAAUGACUGCUUCGUCAAGGUGGCGCGCUCCCCGGACAAGCCGGGCAAGGGCUCCUACUGGACGCUGCACCCGGACUCCGGCAAUAUGUUCGAGAACGGUUGCUACCUGCGCCGUCAGAAGCGCUUCAAGUGUGAGAAGCAGCCCGGGGCCGGCGGCGGGGGCGGGAACGGUGGCAGCGGCUCCAAGGGCGGCCCCGAAGGCCGCAAGGACCCCUCGGGCACCGGGAACCCCAGCGCGGAGUCGCCCCUCCAUCGGGCGGUGCACGCCAAGGCGAACCAGCUAGAGGGCGCGCCGGCCCCCGGCCCCGGGCCCGCUGCCAGCCCCCAGACUCUGGACCACAGCGGGGCCACAGCGACAGGGGGCGCCUCGGAGUUAAAGACUCCAGCCUCUUCCACUGCGCCCCCCAUAAGCUCCGGGCCUGGGGCGCUGGCGUCUGUGCCCCCCUCUCACCCUGCGCAUGGCCUGGCACCCCACGAGUCCCAGAUGCACCUAAAAGGGGACCCCCACUACUCCUUCAACCACCCCUUCUCAAUCAACAACCUCAUGUCCUCUUCGGAGCAGCAGCACAAGCUGGACUUCAAGGCUUACGAGCAGGCAUUGCAGUACUCACCUUACGGCGCCACCUUGCCCGCCAGCUUGCCUCUGGGCAGCGCCUCAGUGGCCACCAGGAACCCCAUCGAGCCCUCAGCCCUGGAGCCGGCCUACUACCAAGGUGUGUAUUCCAGACCCGUCCUAAAUACUUCCUAGCUCCCUGAACUGAAGGUUUGUCUUCAUGACCAUGCUGGUAGCAGGAGAGAGAGAGAGAGAGAAAAAAGAUCAGCAAACAAAACCAUUCAUACCAAACCAACAGCAUAAUAAAAUCCCAACUUUUUUUAUGCACCAAUUUUUCCCAGUGCAAAGGACUGUUACUUUAUUAUUGUAUUCAAAACUCUGUGUAUAUUAUUACAAAGACAACAAUCCUGAACCAUUUUUCCUGCGAAGUUUAAUAAUCCACAAGUGUAUAUAUAUAAUCUUACUCCUUCCAUGUCCCCUUCACUUUUGUCCCUCUUUCCCCUAGAGACCCAUUCUAGUCUGUGCAAGGUUUAUUUAAAAGAAAGAAAAAAAAAAAGAGAAAGAAAGAAAAAGAAAGAAAGAAAGAGUCAAGUUUGUAAAAUAUUUGUGCUUUUUUUCCCCUCCUCCUCACCUGACCCCACUACAUGAGUUUACAGGUCUGUGGCAAUAGUCUUAACCAUAAGAACUGAGACAGUGAAGAUACAAGUAGACACUGGGGGCUCUUCAGAGUACCAAAUGACAGUACUGCAGUUGUGCAGCAAGACAUAAACAGAUUACAAACAUCAGAGCCAUUUGUUUUUUAGCUUACAUUUCUGAUACACUCAGAUGAUGUCUUCAAAUGAAACACACAUGUAUUGUAUAUGGACUUAAUUAUGCUCAGAUAUGUAGACAUCCUCCAUGUAUUUGCAUAAGGUUAGAGGUAUUAGCUAGGUGAUGCACAUGGUACAUUUUCAAGAGUUGCCUGACCCAGAAGUAACAAGCACCACCUCCACCUUGUCCUUUCUGACUACUUAUGGUCCAGGGAAUCUCUUGACAGAAAUUGGCCUCCUCAAGAACUCUGCUCCUUGCUCUGCAGCGUUGCCAUGGUCAUGCCAUUCUGAGGUCACAUAAAGUAGUUUUUGUGUAUGUGUAUCGUUUAAAGGAUUUUUCCCCCAGACAAAAAGAAAUAUCACUUAGCUGGGCCAGAGAGAUACUAUUGAGAGUUGUUUCUCAAAAUCUGGUCCAAAACUCCCAGAUCCUAUUGAUCAUGGCCAUUUUAAUUAUUGCCAAUGGUGUGUGUGUCUCAUCCAGUGUUGCUGCACUUUCCACAUGGUGUUAGUAUAGACAGACAGGUUUCAUUAUUAUUCCUCUUUUGCUUCCUCAAUGUUAAUUUAUUGCAUGGUUUAUUCUUUUCUUUUACAGCUAAAAUUGCUUUAAUGAUGGUUAAUAUUACAAAUUAAAAUGUUAAUUUUUAUCAAUGUGAUUGUAAUUAAAAUAUUUUGAUUUAGAUAACAAAAAUAAUACAAGAUUUUAAACCGUGAAAUAUGUUCUUGAUCAUUUGCAGUUAAGAACUUUAAAUAAAUCAAAUGUUAACAAAAAAGGAUUUCUGUUAUUUUCCUUCACUUAAUUAAAUCCAAAAUGGAUAUUCCGAAUGUAAUGUUUUGUAAGUUAUGGAACUUGAUAUAAAUGACAAACAGGAAAGUAGUUUAAAACAAAACAGCUUUGUCUAUGAUUUAAAUGAACAGGUAGCUAAUAAAAAGCAAUGAAAAAUACUCAAAGUGGAGAGAUAAAUUGACAUUAUUCCAAGAAUUGAAAAUAUAGAACGUUUAUUCUUUGUACUGUUUACUUCAUUUUAGGCAUGGCCUUAAGCCUCCUAUGUUUCUUUUGAAUUUUUCCAUGACAGCAAAUAUUAUUGUCUCUUCUCCCCAAAACACUGUUUUUCCUUUUCUGAGAAGUAUUCAAGUGAAUAAAAUAGCAGAGGUAGCUGAUAAAAUUAAGUUGUCUAUCACAAAGACUCCUGAACCCUCUCUUGUUAAAAGAGAAACGAACCCCAGCCGUGGUGGUAGCUUUGGAGGGAGUGCGGGAGCGGAGUUAAUUCGUGCUUGUAGGGAAGCUGUGUAGCCCCAGGACGUUUCAGAAUAGCUGCUGUUUUGUGACGAUAUUUUUAAAAAAUAUUGUUUCUAAAAACAUUGUUCUACAAACUUAAAGCUGAUGAUUUGUUUGCCUUGUAAGAAGCUUUGAAAGGCAACUGCACUCCCCCAUAGUUGCUUGGGAUCACAAAAUCAUUAAUCUCCUUUGAUAGCAGGCUCACUUUCCAGUCCACCUAUUUCUUUGUAAGUCUUGUUCGGAUUGACAUCAACAAUAACAACACCAGCCCAUGCAGACGCAGACGUUGCCCAGCCUGCGCCCUGUGUAUGAACUCCGUCCUCACCAGGGCUUGAACUUGGACAGCCUUUACUUUGAUCGCACCACUCCACACUGCGGACAAGAUAAAAGGAGCUGUGUGAGUCGCCUAAUUAUCGCGUAAUUGCCUCCCCAGAUGAGAGAAGGAGUGCCAUGUGGCACUUGAGAAAAAUCCAGAAAUCUCCUUCACCUUCUGCUACUGAGAGGAGGAAAGAGAAAUGACUGGUUAGCGUCAUUUCAAAACUUAAUUUGGAGGCCUCGUAAAGUCAUUAAAAAUCCCAAGAGAGGAAAAAGC